AUGGAGGCAGUCUCAGCGGCGGCCAGCAUCGCUGGGCUCCUCUCCGUCGCCGGCCACGUCGUGAGUGGUCCCAUCAAGCUCAAUGAUUUCGUCCUGGCUGCAAAGGAAAUGGACAUUCGAACCGAGUCAUUGAAUGCAAAGGUCGGGCUUCUUUCUGAAACCCUAGAAGAUGUCAAGACUCUGCUUCAGACGUAUGAAAGAAACCUUGCCUCGAUUGUCGAGACAUCUUGGGAGUCGAACAUUGCUACGCUUCGAUCUCACCUCUCGUACAAGAGCGUCAAGAGGUCAACGUCGAAGCGGCGGAAGUUCCUCGACAUAAUUCAAAACAAGCGUCUUCGGGGCAUCUCGGAUAUGGAAACCAAGUUGACGGCCCAUCGCUCCGAAUUGAUUUGCGACAUCAGUGUCUUAAAUGCCGCCUUUUCUAUGGCGGGGCUGGCGAGGAUCGGCGCUGUCCAAGAAGGACUACAUCAGCUGACGGAGCUCAACUUACAAACAAAUGCCACGAAUGACGAAUCAUUCGAGAAAUCGGCCGUUCAGAGCCAAAAAAUGAUGAACUCCUUUUCAACUGCUGCGAGUGAUCGAAUAAGGCAGCUUGAGAAACAAAUCGAAGCUCAUCGUUCAGAGACGCGGCAGUCACUGACGGCCAUAAGCGACAGCAUAUAUGGCCUGGCAAGCUCGAUCAGCAGCUCCAUUGAGCAGCUUAGUCAACCGCAUUCUCAGACGGGUUCACUGAGAAGAUUGAGUAACUCUUCUCAAACGGAUGGUAGUUACGACGGCGAUCUUCCAGACUUGCGCAGUCCCGUGACACAUAGGCCAAUAAAGACAUUAUGGUCCUGCGGCUCGGCCAUUGGAAUAGACGACUACUUUGUUUCCGGCAACAGAGAGAAUGCGGUCUAUUGCAUAUUUUGUGUACAACGCUUCGACAUAAACGAAUCACAAGAGCAAGCAAGGCACCUCCUAAAUGUUCAUGCACCAGCUGCCUGCGAUCAGGGAAGGUUCUACCACUCCUUGUCGGAUUUCAAAAUUCAUUUAUGCGAAUGCCAUUCCGCCCAGCAUCCAUCACUACAUUACAACGAUAAGUCCAUGAAGCUCUUUCGUGUAGACACCAGAAAGUCACGAUAUAAGCGCUUUGAAGAUCUUUCUGGCUUGCAACAAGCUCCGAAUUCGCAACCGACUCCGAUCUACGUUGAGGAGAAGAUGUCUCACCUCCUUUCAGAAACCGAGUACUUUGAAGAGCAUCUGGGAUCGCGCAAAAAUACUUUCAGGGACAUGUAUGAAGCUAUGGAGAGAAUUUCUCAUCGUAUCUUUUGGGUGCGAGACCCGCCACAGCAGCUCAUUCAGGUGUUUUAUAAGGCAGCGGUAUUACAAGAGAAGCUCAACGUCGAUUACAAUCGGCCAUUCCCCCGAACCUGGGCCCCUCUACCAGAACACAUAAUCAAAUUGGGUACUGGGUGGACGGGAGAGGGCUUAUGUCCUAUCCCACAGCUUUCCCAAAGAUGGUUCGUCAAAGCCGCUGCAAUUCACCCGGCAGAAUGGGGCAGACUUGACAACGAAGAGCAGGAGUCCUCCUGUAUAGAAUGUCGGAGCGCCACAACUUAUCGCACAUUCGAAGAGGCAGCGUCACAUCUGCAGCGACAGCAUUUCAAACUUCCAAGGUCUCCUCCUACCAAAGCCAACUUGCGAGAACUCUGCCAUCAGUAUCAGCCGAAUACAUUCAACGGACGGCUCGAAUCUCAGUGGAAGGACGAUCUGGCUUCCAUGGUUGCUAAUCUAAGUGACCGGGCCCCAAGUCUACGCAAGAUAUACCACUGGAAAUUAGGGAUACUCGCCCGGUCGGAUCAUUUCCUCACCAUGCUUUGGUACGAAGCCGCCAUCAACAAUCGUGAAAAUAUACUUUUAUCCUCGAUAGAUGGAGCAGGCAAGUUCCUGACGAUGCUCAAAGAUGCUUUCCCAUGGGAUGGCUUAGUACACCCUAUACCAGACAAUUCGAGCAAGAUGGACAUUGGCGAAGAAGACGAAAGCUCAUCUUGGACAAGAAGCGACGGUGCGGUGGAUUUCAACAUGUCAGAUACGGUAUCAAAAGAAGAGGAACAGCUGUAUGAACCGCCUUGCGCAAGAUUUGUCGGAUGGGAUCAAAUUGCCACUGCAUAG
Molecule: messenger RNA, 2151 nt
Organism: Colletotrichum tamarilloi
Lineage: Eukaryota; Fungi; Ascomycota; Sordariomycetes; Glomerellales; Glomerellaceae
Exons: 3
Coding region: 1-2151 (716 amino acids)
Source: RefSeq, a predicted model, not a curated record